AUGGAUAACGCCAUCCCUAUACAUUCCCCGUCAAACCCAUCCGCUCCUCUCUCCAUUCGCUCUCCCAUCAGACGCAUGGCGUAUUUCGUCAACUGGGCGGGCAUGGACCCAUCGCUCAUCCCUGCUGCCUCGCUCACCCAUGUGUUCUACGCCUUUGCUUCCAUUGACGCCAGCACAUACCAGCGCAUGGCGUAUUUUGUCAAAUGGGCGGGCAUGGACCCAUCCGUCGUCCCUGCUGCCACGCUCACCCAUGUCUUCUACGCCUUUGCUUCCAUUGACGUCGUCCCUUCCAACCCAGCAGUGGACGUUACCGAGGGUCUCUAUCUCCGCUUCAACUCCGCCCUGAAAGAUACCAACCCCGCCAUCAAGACCCUCCUCUCCAUCGGCGGCUAUUCCGCAGGCACCACCGCUUUCGUCAACGCCGCCUCGUCCCCCUCCUCCCGCUCUGCUUUCAUCCAAUCCGCGAUCAUCCUCGCCCGAUCGUACAAUUUCGACGGUCUGGAUCUCGACUGGGAGUUCCCAACGGGCAACGCCGCCCUCUUUUCCGCCCUGGUCACGGAUUUCCGGGCGGCGAUCGAAUCCGAAGCCGCUUCGUCUGGAAACCCCAUGCUCCUGCUCUCUGCAGCAGUUUCUGCAUACGAGCCGACAAUCGCUGAAUCCUACGACGUCCCGACACUCAACAGUGCGCUGGACUUUGUAAAUGUUAUGACGUACGAUCUGCAUGGUUCAUGGGAGUUAAUCACCGGCAUGCACACUGCUCUGGAGGAUCUGAGCAACCCCCAGCUGAGCCUCAAGGGUGCUAUGGCUGCCUGGGUGUCCCGAGGCUUGGCCCCAAGCAAGGCCAUGCUAGGCUUGGCGAUGUACGGUCGAACCUGGACUCUAGCCUCGACAAGCAGUACUGGGGUUGGAGCUGCAGCCACUGGGCCUGGUCAGCCUGGGUCUAUCAGUCAGGAAGCUGGUGUUCUCUUUUACAGGGAAAUUGAUGAGCUGGUAACAUCUGGAGGUUACACAGCUACGCUCGACGCCCCAACGUCCUCUAUGUAUGCGGUAAAUGGUGACCAGUGGGUUGGUUACGACGACCCUUCCACCAUCACCACCAAGGUUCAAUUUGCCAAGGCGCAAGGCUAUGGAGGGUGGUUCUUCUGGGCGAUGAGCCAGGAUGCGAACGAUGCUCUGCUCAAUGCUGCAGCCGCAGCGUGA
Molecule: messenger RNA, 1200 nt
Organism: Closterium sp. NIES-65
Lineage: Eukaryota; Viridiplantae; Streptophyta; Zygnematophyceae; Desmidiales; Closteriaceae
Source: the annotation of a GenBank genome assembly